UCAGCGACAUGGCCGUGCAGAAAUGAGUCCAGAAUGAUCGCACUUCAUCUGCGGUUAUACGAUUCUCUUUUACGCCAUUUAAGAGUCAUUGACUUUUAUUAGGCACAUGGACAAUAGGCAUUAUGGCUGACAUCGCAUGAAACUGUAUUUAACGCUAUUCAUGUCCGUUUUGUUCUUCAUAUUGCGACUGAUCGUGGAGUGUGAGAAUGUGUGCGCGCGUUUAUUAGGCGGAUUGUGAGUGUGGAAAGUCUCGAGGGUCUUCUCUGUAAAACAUCUCAAACAUAACUGAGGAGUCAUUUUAAAACUCUUUAGAAGGUCAGUCUGGUCUCAACUCACAACUUUCAACUUUCAGCUCAAAAACGGAGGAGUUUGGCACAAGCCAUGCACAUCAGAGUAUUUGAGAAGUGGUUCAUCUUCACACACUCUCAAGAGAGCUGCUCUUGUCCUCGGUGCGGUUCCCUGAGAUGCUCGGAGUUCAACUGAAUGAGACACAAGUGCUUUUUCCUGCGCACUCAUGAGACAGCACGCAGGGAAAUACGAGGCUGAAUCCAGCUUCUUAAUCAACUGCUUUUUAUUCAGUCUUGCUUCACAAUGGCAACAUUUCUGUUGAAAACGGCACUGGCUCUGUUGUGCCUCUUUUCAGCCACAAAAGCUGAAGUCUUCACAUCAAUCGGCCAAAUGACAGACCUGAUAUACACAGAGAGGGAGCUCGUUCAGUCUCUGAAAGAAUACAUCGAUGCAGAGGAGUCCAAACUUGAAGCUGUGAAGAGCUGGGCUAAAAAACUGGAUCUGUUGACACAUGUGUCCACUUUGGACCCUGAAGGUUUCUUGGCUCACCCGGUGAACGCCUACAAGCUGAUGAAGAGACUGAACACGGAGUGGUCUGAACUUGAGAACCUGGUGCUACAGGAUCCUUCAGAUGGCUUCAUCUCCAACAUGUCGGUGCACAGACAGUAUUUCCCUGAUGAAGAGGAUGAGAAGGGAGCAGCUAAAGCUCUGAUGCGUCUGCAGGACACAUACCGACUGGACUCUGAGAGCUUCUCUAAAGGCAAACUGCCAGGGGUGCGCUACAAUGCUCUACUAACAGUGGAUGACUGCUUUGACAUGGGGAAACUGGCGUACAGUGAGAAUGACUAUUAUCAUUCAGUGCUGUGGAUGCAACAGGCCCUCAGACAGAUGGAUGGUGGAGAAGACGCAAAGACUCUGAAGGCUGAUAUUUUAGAUUAUCUCAGCUACUCCGUCUAUCAGAUGGGUGAUCUGCCACGAGCCAUCGAGCUCACACGACGUCUGGUGGCCAUCGAUCCCAGCCACCAGAGGGCAAGAGGGAACCUGCACUACUUUGAGCGUUUGCUGUCUAAAGAGCAGAGGGACAUGGGUCAGAGCCAACAGGAGCUAGCGGAUGAGAGACCCAUUCAGCUGGACACUUAUGAGCGGCCCAAAGACUACCUGCCUGAGAGAGAGGUGUAUGAGGCUCUGUGCAGGGGAGAGGGCAUCAAAAUGACUCCACGGAGACAGAGCAGACUAUUCUGCCGCUAUCAGGAUGGAAACCGAAACCCACGUCUGCUGCUCAAGCCCAUGAAGGAGGAGGAUGAAUGGGACAGUCCUCAUAUCGUCCGCUUUCUCGAGGCCCUAUCUGACGAAGAGAUCGAGAAGAUCAAAGAGUUAGCCAAACCCAAGCUUGCAAGGGCCACAGUGAGAGAUCCGAAAACAGGUGUCCUGACAGUCGCCCAUUAUAGAGUUUCCAAAAGUGCAUGGUUGGAAGGGGAGGAUGAUCGAGUGAUCGCGCGGGUCAAUCAGAGGAUAGAGGACAUCACUGGAUUAUCAGUGGACACUGCAGAACUGCUUCAGGUAGCUAACUAUGGUGUUGGAGGUCAAUAUGAACCACAUUAUGAUUUCUCCAGGAAAGAUGAACCUGAUGCUUUCAAAUCAUUAGGCACUGGAAAUCGUGUGGCUACUUUUUUAAAUUAUAUGAGUGAUGUGGAGGCAGGUGGAGCUACAGUAUUCCCAGAUUUUGGUGCUGCUAUCUGGCCUAGAAAGGGAACAGCAGUAUUCUGGUACAACCUCUUCAAGAGUGGAGAAGGAGACUACAGAACGAGACAUGCGGCCUGUCCUGUUCUAGUAGGCAGUAAAUGGGUUUCAAACAAAUGGAUUCAUGAGAGAGGUCAAGAGUUCAGACGAUCAUGUGGCCUGACUAAAGUGGAAUGAUACAGUGAUAUCAGUGAUUAACUCAACAACACCUGCAGUGCCUUGACUCUUCAAACAUACACACACACACACACAAGACCCCCCAAAAAUUUAUUGUGGUGCCCAUCUGGACCAACAGCGAUCAGAGCUGCGCAGACUGGAUUAUGUGGGGUGUUCUCUCUGUAAGGGAUUUCAGUUUUAUUUCAGGUGCUUUAAUGUUUGUGUUUAUGUAAUGCAUAAAUUAUUGUCCUGUUUGUUUAUUUUAUAUUGCUAUAUGUUUUGCAAAUAAAAAUGUGUACAAGUUAAACGUCUUUGUCUGCCCUCGUUACA
Xyrauchen texanus (razorback sucker) is the source of this 2514-nucleotide messenger RNA. RefSeq names its product prolyl 4-hydroxylase subunit alpha-2-like. Bases 592 to 2205 code for a protein of 537 amino acids. Gene Ontology annotation, cellular component: endoplasmic reticulum. Gene Ontology annotation, biological process: peptidyl-proline hydroxylation to 4-hydroxy-L-proline. The record is from RefSeq and is a predicted model, not a curated record. Gene Ontology annotation, molecular function: L-ascorbic acid binding; protein binding; procollagen-proline 4-dioxygenase activity. The transcript has 16 exons. NCBI's taxonomy places the organism in Eukaryota, Metazoa, Chordata, Actinopteri, Cypriniformes, Catostomidae.